AUGAGAUUCUCAAUCCUCCUUGUUCUAUCUGCUCUGGCAAUUAUCCAGGCUUCUGUGAUAAAAGCGCCGACAAGUAGAGCCAAUCUCAACGUAGGGUAUGCUGCUGCCGGUGACAGACUCCUAUACAGGACUUAUAUCUACAAGCCGGCGAUACCAAAUAGUGUCCAGCGCGAAGAUCUCGUUUAUCGUGGCAAUUCCACAACAAGGAUCAGUGCUAUCACUGCAACAGAAGUUGGCUAUACUCAGUAUGCUACAGCGUGGGUGAUCAGUGGUAGUAUUGGUGCUAAUAAUGUGACCAUCAGGUUCCAAUCAGCCUUAGGUUGGGGCUACUACUUCCUCGUCGAUAUUUGGGGUCGAUAA
Diatraea saccharalis (sugarcane borer) is the source of this 360-nucleotide messenger RNA. The record is from the annotation of a GenBank genome assembly. Lineage: Eukaryota; Metazoa; Arthropoda; Insecta; Lepidoptera; Crambidae.